AACUUCUUUUAUAAUAUCAAGGAGAUAUUUGGGGCCAAGAAAAUCCUCUCAGUUAUACCAAGUCAAAAAUGGCGUAUAGGUGGCAAACAGACCCAAAUCGCAUUGACCCACAAGAAGGUGGAUAUGAUCACCAACAAUUUCACCAUGCAAACCCGUGCCUUUCUUCCAACCAAGUCAGACUGGGUUUUGAUGAGUUAGUGGAAGAGAUCAAUAAGGAAACUCCACUGUAUGAGAGUGAAAAAGAAGGAAACGCCUUUUUUGUGCCAGGUGCACCAAACUUGGGUUCGAAAUGGCAAUCCAUAUAUGAAACACACCCAAGACAUUUCAACAAAUUCACUUCUCAGAGUCCUGACAUCUCUCAUCUUCAGUUUGGGAAUACAUCAGCCAUUGGUUUUAAUCCUGCUGUAUUACCUACACAUCAGAUUAUAGAUGAGGGAGACUCCUGGAGAAAUCCCACUGAAAAAUGUCAUGGUGCCAAGGAUCCCAGGUUCAAUGCUCUAACUCCAUCAUCCACUGGCCUGGAUAGAUGUAAUUUACAAAGACAACCAGGAAAUGAACAUCAUAGCUGUCAUACAGAAUUUGAAGACAACAGUCUCCCUCCUUAUUCGUCGGACUCAACGGAUUCCAUACCCAAGAGAGACAAUAAAGGAAGUGGAGAUGUAAACCUUGCAGAACCUUCUCUGAUGUACUCUAAGGACUCCCUUCUACCCAGGACAUGGGAGAGCACAUCACUGGAAAACACAGAGCCAGUUGGGGGUCCCAUUCAAAUAGUUGAAGUACCACAAGGGAGUAACAGGAGCCUGGCCUCCUUUUGUAACAAAGUGAGAAAAAUAAGAGAAACAUAUCAUGCAAAUGACAUUAAUUCCAAUUCUGGAAAGAUCUGGGCCAUCACUACAGCUUAUCCAUCCCAGCUCUUCUCUGACAGCAAGUUCAGAGUAAAUGUUUUCACUAAUAACUCAGCACAGACCCUUCAUCUUCUGCCACAAGCUAAUUAUCUUGUCAAAGACCUAAUUGCUGAGAUUCUGCUUUUAUGUGCAAAUGAGCAGCUUUUCCCCAAAGAGUAUCUUCUAAGUAUAUGUGGUUCUGAAGAAUUUUUACAGAUGGAUCACUGUUUAGGGAGCCACAAAGUAUUUCAGAAAAAUAAAUCUGCUUUUCAACUUCAUCUUCAGAAAAACAGGGGCGUUCCAGGAAAGUUAUCUCGCAAGAGUGAAGAUGACCACAGUCUGUUUCAUCUGAACCAACUUCUAGAAUUUACACAUAUUUGGAAAAUAUCCAGACAAUGCCUCUCCACGGUAGUAAAGAAAUACAACUUCCACAUCAAACACCUCUUGAAAAACCAGGACAAUCUGGAGGAGAAACAUUGGUCAGCCCUGUUGCCCAGUGCUCCAAAUCCUCUCCAGCCACAUGUGAAUAAUAUUAUUGAAGAAGUUAAAAAUAUAUGCAGUGUUCUGGGGUGUGUUGAAACCAAACAAGUUUCAGAUGCAGUAAAGGAACUAAAUCUACUUCUGAAGAGACAACUGCAGAAUUUUCAUCAGAAAUCAGAGACUUCAAAAAAAGGCUUCAUAGAGCAAGUGACAGCUGAACUAUCAAGGUCCAUCUCUCAGCUAAUCGAAGUGUACUGCGGUAGCUUUUGUACAGAUUUCCAGCCUGUGCACACACCUGGAGGUGCCUCCUGCAUCCAUGCUGGGCUCGAUUCCCACCUGAGCUUCACAGUGUGUACCCUGCACAGUGUUCCAGAGACCUGGGCACACAGCUACAAAGCAUUUUCGUUUUCCUGCUGGCUCACAUAUGCUGGGAAGAAGCUGUGCCAAGUGAAAAGCUGCAGAUCCAUGCCAGUCACAAAAUCAUUCUUUCUUUUGGUCAACUGGAAUGAAAUAAUCAAUUUUCCUCUUGAGAUAAAGUCACUUCCAAGAGAAUCCAUGCUCAUUAUAAAAGUGUUUGGGAUUGACUCUGCCACCCACAGAGCAAAUCUUCUGGCCUGGACCUGCCUUCCGCUGUUCCCAAAAGAAAAGUCUAUGUUGGGGUCUAGGCUAUUCAGCAUGACAUUACAGAGUGAGCCUCCCAUAGAAAUGAUAGCUCCAGGAGUAUGGGAUGUGAGCCAGCCUUCCUCACUGACCCUGCAGAUAGAUUUUCCAGCUGCCGGGUGGGAAUAUAUGAAACCUGAUAGUGAGGAGAACAGAACUGACCUUGAAGAACCACCAAGAGAGUGUUUAAAACACAUCACCAGACUUUCCCAGAAGCAGACUCCCUUGCUACUUUCUGGGGAAAAGAGAAGAUACCUAUGGUUUUAUCGUUUCUUCUGCAAUAAUGAAAACUCCUCCCUUCCUCUGGUUUUGGGAAGCGCCCCUGGAUGGGAUGAAGGGACAGUUGCUGAAAUGCAUGUCAUCUUGAGAAGGUGGACUUUUUCUCAUCCGUUGGAAGCUCUUGGUCUUUUGACUUCCAGUUUUCCAGACCAAGACAUUCGUGAAGUGGCCGUUCAACAAUUAGACAAUCUCCUGACUGACGAACUGCUGGAGUGUCUCCCACAGCUAGUUCAGGCUGUCAAGUUUGAGUGGAAUCUUGAAAGUCCUUUGGUGGAACUCCUCCUUCGUCGCUCUUUGCAAAGCAUCCGAGUGGCCCAAUCUCUGUACUGGCUGCUGAGGGAUGCACAAGGUGAAGCAUGCUUUAAAAGCUGGUAUCAGAAACUGUCGGCUGCUCUCCAGUUCUGUGCAGGAGGAGCCCUGAACGAUGAGCUUGCCAAAGAGCAGAAACUUGUCAAACUUCUGGGUGACAUUGGAGAGAAAGUCAAGUCUGCCAGUGACCCUCAGAGACAGGAUGUACUAAAGAAAGAGAUUGACAGUCUAGAAAAAUUCUUUAAAGAUAUAAAGACUUGUCGUCUUCCUCUGAAUCCAGCCCUGUGCAUAAAAGGAAUUGAUCGUGAUGCCUGCUCAUAUUUCACAUCUAAUGCUUUGCCAUUGAAGAUCACUUUCAUCAAUGCUGAUCCAAUGGGCAAAAACAUCAGUGUCAUUUUUAAGGCUGGGGAUGAUCUUCGGCAGGAUAUGCUUGUUCUGCAGAUUAUUCAAGUGAUGGACAACAUUUGGCUGCAGGAGGGCCUAGAUAUGCAAAUGAUCAUUUAUAAAUGUCUAUCCACAGGAAAAGCCCAAGGAUUGAUAGAGAUGGUGCCAGAUGCUGUGACGCUUGCCAAGAUCCAUCUCCACUCUGGGCUGAUAGGACCACUGAAAGAAAACACCAUCAAGAAGUGGUUCAGUCAGCACAACCACUUAAAGGAAGAUUACGAAAAGGCCUUGAGGAACUUUUUUUACUCUUGUGCUGGCUGGUGUGUGGUAACAUUCAUCUUGGGAGUCUGUGACCGACAUAAUGACAAUAUCAUGCUGACAAAGUCAGGCCACAUGUUUCAUAUUGACUUUGGAAAAUUCUUGGGUCAUGCACAAACAUUUGGUGGUAUAAAAAGGGACCGAGCCCCUUUCAUUUUUACUUCAGAGAUGGAGUACUUUAUUACCGAGGGUGGAAAAAAUACACAGCAUUUUCAAGACUUUGUGGAGCUUUGCUGCAGAGCUUAUAACAUUAUCAGGAAACACAGCCAACUGAUCCUGAGCCUUCUAGAAAUGAUGCUGCAUGCAGGACUGCCUGAGCUAAGUGGAACUGAAGACCUAAAAUACGUAUAUAACAAUCUCCGUCCACAAGACACAGAUCUGGAAGCCACUAGUCAUUUUACCAAGAAAAUAAAGGAAAGUCUGGAGUGUUUCCCAGUUAAAUUGAACAACCUGAUCCACACACUGGCACAGAUGCCAGCCACAAGCCUUGCCAAACCUGCCCCUCAGACUCCUCCUCACGAAUCCUGCAUCCUGCAUAAAACCAGGACAAUUCAGAGAGCCACAAUAUUAGGGUUCAGCAAGACGCACAACAACCUGUACCUGAUCGAGGUGACACUCAGUGACAACAGGAAAAGCCUGAUCAAAAAGUCAUUUGAGCAGUUUUCCAGACUUCACAGCCAAAUUCAGAAGCAAUUCUCAUCGCUGACUCUCCCAGAAUUUCCUCAUUGGUGGCACUUACCAUUUACGGAUUCGGAUCAUAAGAGAAUUAGAGAUCUAAGACAUUACCUGGAACAGAUGCUGACUGGGUCUUAUGAAGUCGCCAAUAGUGAUUGUGUGCUUAGUUUUUUUCUCUCUGAACAAAUACAACCAACACUUGAAGACACUCCACUUGUGAACCCAGGUGAGAAAUGUCCAGACAAUAACCCUAAGGUACAGUUACUGAUGACAUACGAGGACUCGAAGCUCACCAUCCUAGUGAAACAUAUGAAAAACAUCCAUCUCCCAGAUGGCUCUGCGCCCAGUGCACAUGUUGAAAUUUAUCUUUUACCACAUCCCAGUGAAGUUCGCAGGAGGAAAACAAAGUCCGUUCCAAGAUGCACUGACCCCACUUAUAAUGAAAUUGUGGUGUAUGAUGAAGUCUUGGAGCUCCAAGGCCAUGUCUUAAUGCUUAUUGUGAAGAGCAAAGCUGUAUUUGUGGGAGCAAUUAACAUUCAACUCUCCAAUGUUCCCCUCAAUGAAGAAAAGUGGUACCCACUAGGAAACAGUAUUAUCUAACCAAUGCCAUUAGCAUAUGCAUUAUUGAUUAAGUACUUGCAAGUUUUUAACUUCUAAUUCCCUCUAUCACAUAAACAAGAUAUCUUUCUUAUGGAAGAUAGCAGAGUAUGAAGGACAUAGGGAACCAGAUCAAAAUCAGUCUUUUUUAGUUAUUUUUCUCUAUUCUUUCAUUGUUUCCCUAUCAUAAUAUUCACCAUGUAAAAUUCCAUAUACAAAAUAAUGGAAGAAUGAUUAAUUUUAAUAUAUGUUUUGAAUCAAACAUAGGUGCACAUCUUGUCUUAAUUGCUUGUUGUAGUCAAAAUUAUACUUUCAAGAUGUUUUCUAAAGAAUGACAGCUAGGAAAUGCUCGUGAAUGAGUUUGAAAGCUAAGAACGUCUGCAAUUGAUUUAAAACUUAAAUAUGUGUACAACCCACAUGUCUAGUCAUGAUCAUAUUUAUUGAGAGAAUUGGUGAACACCUGUCAUGUAUUAUAAUUUUUCUAUCAAGAAAACUAAGAUUU
Peromyscus eremicus (cactus mouse) is the source of this 5088-nucleotide messenger RNA. RefSeq names its product phosphatidylinositol-4-phosphate 3-kinase catalytic subunit type 2 gamma (gene Pik3c2g). NCBI's taxonomy places the organism in Eukaryota, Metazoa, Chordata, Mammalia, Rodentia, Cricetidae. The record is from RefSeq and is a predicted model, not a curated record. Gene Ontology annotation, molecular function: 1-phosphatidylinositol-3-kinase activity; 1-phosphatidylinositol-4-phosphate 3-kinase activity; phosphatidylinositol binding. The transcript has 33 exons. Bases 69 to 4589 code for a protein of 1506 amino acids. Gene Ontology annotation, biological process: phosphatidylinositol 3-kinase/protein kinase B signal transduction; cell migration; phosphatidylinositol-3-phosphate biosynthetic process. Gene Ontology annotation, cellular component: cytoplasm; phosphatidylinositol 3-kinase complex; plasma membrane.